AUGGACGUGACUGUCGGGUGCCAUCGCUUGUCGGACCAAGCCGCAGUUCCACGCGGCACCGCCAGCGUCACUUUCUACUCCGCCGACAGCCUCGCCUUCUUUCACCCCCGGCGGGAAGUUAAAGUCGCAGAGACGACGGUACACUGGGAAGUUGACGCGUCCCACGACGGCGCCGAGGUGUGCUGUAUCUUGGCUGAUGAAAUGUACAUUGGAGACGCCGUUCAGAUCGCCGAAGCCACGGGAAACGUCGAGGCCGAGUUCGUGCAGCGACUCCGGCGGACGGCAACCUCGCCAGGGACCGCGGACAGUUGCGCGUCUGAGACUCUCCACGAAGACAGAGCUACAGACGCAGCACCCGAUAUCCGCGUUUUCUUCCUCAUGUCCCCCCUAAAUUUCAUGAGAGUCGAGCUUACCAUAGAGGACCGCCUCGUCCGAAUUGAACUUCCCUUCAAAGACAUCAUGAAUGGCAUGUAUUUUUUCCGGGGAGCGAAUGCGGAAGAUGUCCUCAUGCUUGUGCGCUUUCGGAGCGCGCCACGCGUCUACGUGGAAGUCUCGCCCCGCCCCGCUCGGCGGCGGACGACGCAGCACUUCCAGCAGUUUCUGCGCUGGGUGAUUCGGAAGCAGAAGCACCACGCGCCUCUUCUCGCGGCGCGUCUUGAAGACGGCGACUCCCCCCUCGCCGUACUUCCCCCCCUGAGCGAACUGGAGGGGCUAGGCAGAUGCUGGGCGUUGAUCUUCAAUUGUCCCAACCGGCGACGGCAUCCCUUCGAGACGUGUCUCCUGCCGCGACUCCUACAUCUUCACCUCCUCGCCGCCACGUUCGCGGCCGCGCUGCCCUCCCUUGUCUCUCCUUCACCCAGUGGCGGCAGAGGAAGACAGUCGGCAAGCAUGGGGACCGUUUCAGGGGCGCGGAGACAGCCCGAAAUUCACGAGGCGACACAGACGGGGCCACCUGCUGGCCGCCACCCCGGUGGAGGAGACGGAAACCAAACAGACGAGAGAGAAGAGAAAGAAAAAAGAGAGGAGGGAGAAAAAAGAGACGAGGCACAAACGCGGGAGAAGGAAGGCUUUCUCGUCGAGCUACCCUGGAUCUUCUUGAGGCCCGAGGCUCCAGAUCGCCAGACGCGGCUCAAAGAGGCCUCGCGGCGCAUCCUCGAGGGACGAGCGGCCGGAGACGCGCGGGGUGUCUCUCCAGCGGUCCCUCCUCGCUCGGAGCUCGGAGAUCUGUUCGGUCGCUCGCGAAGAGCGCGGGACGAGGCCUCGCAGCGUGUCCGCGAAUUCGCCUUCCAGCUCUGGGCGCGUUGCCAGCAGCUUCUGACCUGGGGAAUUGUGCCUUCUCGGCAGGCGGUCGAGCGCCGCUUUCUGGACUCCUUACUCGAGGCCCGACCCGAAGACUCUGCGGUGCUCGCGGCCCUCGACGAAGUCCGAAACUGCGGCCUCGGAUCUCGCAUGGGAAGAAUUCCCAUCAGGGAUCCAGUGCAGGCGCUAAACACCUACCGACAUGCAGCCAGAUGGAUGCGCCUCGAGCGCGGUCCGCCUCUGGCGUUCGGCGUGAACCAGGCUGCUGCGGGCAUUCCCGUUCUCCAUCUCUUGGCCACCCCGCUGAAAGUUCUGGUCAGGGGGAUUUACUGCGAACUCGGCAGUCGGGUGACUCGCCAGUACGCGCGCGAAGUAGCAACGGGACUCCUCGUCAGAGUCGCUUUCGUGGAAGAAGACGGCCGACCCAUGUCAAGCAGUCUCCACCGGGCUCAAGAUGAGAGUUUGCAGGAGCGCAUGCGUUUGAUGAUGGUCGGCGGCCUCUCUGUCGGUCACGAGCGCUACAAGUUUUUUGCGGCGUCUCUGUCUCAGCUUCGAGAGGGCUGUUGCUGGAUGAUUCGCGUUUCGGGCGACACGCGCCUGAGCGCAGAAGCGAUUCUCUCGCGUCUGGGUGUCUUCGACUCCUCGAUCUCCCCGGGAGUCUUGACGAAACGCCUCGGAGUAUGCUUCUCGUCGACACUGCCAGCGAUCGACAUCCGCGACGAGGAGAUGCUCCUGAUUCCGGACGUGACAAGCUCGGCCGCAGCGCCUACAGCCCGCGAGGAAGCGGCUGAAAACGAGGGCCGGCAAGCGCGCGCUAGGCCCAUACCCCUUGCCGUUGACUCCCCGGAGUUUGUCUUCACAGACGGCUCGGGGGCUAUUUCUCUCGACCUGUGGCGGCGGAUCGUCGCCCGCCUCCCUGCGCUCCACACGAGCAGUGCCUUUCAGAUUCGCCUCGGAGGAAUCAAAGGCAUGCUAGUGCUCCACCCUGCGUUCCCCCGCCCGGUGCCUCACCACCCUGCCGAGAGCCUCAAGCACAUCCUCGUCUCCCAGUCGAUGCAAAAAUUCCACUCCAGCAGCCGGUGCCUCGAAGUCAACGACUUCUCUCGACGCUUCCCGUACUACCUCAAUCGCCAGGUCAUUUUGCUCCUCGAUACCCUCGGGGUCGGGUUUCCAGUGUUCGAGCGCCUGCAGAAACGCAUGCUUCAAUUCCUGAGAGACGUCGACACUCGAGCCGGCGCAAUCAAAUUUCUCUCGACUCUCGCUAUCGAUCAGAAUUUGGGGAUGAGCAGCUUUGCGCAAGUCUGCCUGGACUUCAUCGCGCUCCGCGGACGGGGCGCGAACCUGUUUGGGGUGCCGGAUUUCACGCACUCGCUCGCGUACGACCACGGUUGGAGAUCGUCGCCGUCUGCGCGGGUUUUUGCGGGUCUUCCCGAGGUUUUUGUGCAUGUGACACGGUCGCCGUUUUCCGAUGAAGGCAUGGCGAGACACGUCGCGGUUGCCACAGGCAAGUCUUGGCUCUCGGCGGAGGCUGACGCACAGGCGGAGCGAGCACGGCGGAGACUCGGUCGCUUCCCGGGCGGCUCUGUCGCCGCGUUCGGCUCAGAAGUAAUUCAAGGCGUCGUCGCGGUGUGCCGCAACCCCUGUCUCUUCCCUGGAGACAUCCAACUCUGCUUCGCAGUUGCGCACGGAGACCUCCCAGACGACUCGCCGCUCCUCCGACCCCUGACCGGCUGCCUCGGCGGCGACGCCAGCCUUCUCGCCUGCCGAGAUUUGAUUGUGUUUCCUUCCCCGCCCUGCCUCGAUUCGGCUCCGCGCGCGUGGGUGCAACCGUCAGCGGCGAGAAGUGCAUGCACGCAGGAGUGCGCGCAGCAAUCUGGAAACGCGGGCGAAGCCGCAAAAAGGCCGAAAGGUUUCCCUCCUCCCCUCAGCGACAGACACCCCGCCGUCAUCUGCGACAAAGGAUCGAGAAGUUUCAUGUAUCGCGAUGUGCCCAACAUGCUCUCUGGAGGCGACUUGGACGGAGACAAAUUCUGGGUCACGUGGGACCCAGACAUCGUCGAGCCGCUCGUCGCCCUGUGGCGGCGCGGCGAGUUCCCGAAACCUUCGCCCCUGCACUUUCCCGCUCAUCCGUCUGCGAAGGCGCCUGGAGAAUCGCCCCAGACAGCGCACGCGUCUGACGCGGAGGAACGAGAGAGCGAAGCCCACAGCGAGCACAAAGGCGCCGAGCGACCGAACAGCUCUGCCUCGCCUCAAGACCAGAUGCAGAACCGACGACCUACAGUCGAAAUGACGAGAAAACAGACGCAAUCCGAUGCAGCAACAGAACGUCUUCCUUCCACUGCGUUCGACUCCAAACGGUCUACGGUGUGUCUCUCCCCCCCUUCUACUUCCUCUCCUCUCUCUUCUUCCUCUUCUCUCUCCUCUUCGUCUUCUCUCUCCUCUUCGUCUUCUCUCUCUUCUUCCUCUUCGAGCCUUCCGUCGCUCGCUUCGAUGGUGGACCACUUUAUUCGUGUGCAGAAGAGUUGUGUGCUGGGGCGCGUCUCCAAGGCGCACAUGCGCCUGGCGCACCGGCCUGACGUUUACGGCAACCGGAACUGGCGCCAAGCGAAGGCGAUGCAUCCAAAGUGCCUCAAGCUCGCGGCGCUCGCCACGCUCGCCGUUGACGCCCCCAAAACCGGAGCCGUGGUCGUCAUGCCGCAGGAACUCGCAUGCAGGCAAAUUCCUCACUUCAUGGCCACAGCGACAGUAAGCCUAAAAAAGAGCCUUCCACGCACGGAAAGUCUUUUCCGGACACACGAACCUUAA
Molecule: messenger RNA, 4104 nt
Organism: Neospora caninum
Lineage: Eukaryota; Apicomplexa; Conoidasida; Eucoccidiorida; Sarcocystidae
Exons: 17
Coding region: 1-4104 (1367 amino acids)
Biological process (GO): siRNA processing
Cellular component (GO): nuclear RNA-directed RNA polymerase complex
Molecular function (GO): RNA-directed RNA polymerase activity
Source: RefSeq, a predicted model, not a curated record